Molecule: messenger RNA, 642 nt
Organism: Triticum aestivum (bread wheat)
Lineage: Eukaryota; Viridiplantae; Streptophyta; Magnoliopsida; Poales; Poaceae
Exons: 2
Coding region: 188-544 (118 amino acids)
Source: RefSeq, a predicted model, not a curated record
GAUACAAAUCAAGCUCGAUAAGGUCCGAACAGAUUCAACGCUUUAAUCGUGUGCCUUGCCUAGAUUGAUCACCACGGUCCACGGCUUCCUCCGGCGCGUCUCACACACCAACACGUGCUCCAGCCGCGCGCCGUCACCGGCAUAUGAUGGCUGGCGCGGCCGAGCACGUCUGGUGCGCGGCCGAGGCAUGGAGGAACUAGGCGACAAUGGCGACGUGGCCGUCGGCUACCUGCUGAUCGACGACGGUGGCCGGAGGAAGCCGGCGGCCGCCGUCGGUUACCCGCUGCCGCUCGAGAUAAGGGCCCACGACUACUGCGACCACUGCUGCAAUAUGUUCACCCUGGGCUUUGUGGUUACCUUCGGGCUCGUAUUGGUCACCGACUUUUCCCUGGCCAUCUUUCUACAGAAACAACCGAAUCCCCUGUUGGUGCUGAUAUGUUUCCCCUUCAUUUUCGUAAUCUUUGCUGGACUCGUCCUGUUGAUUAUAUGUUGUGCAGCGUCAAACCUCAGAGAUAGAGAGUCAGGUGGGCUAGGUCCAACUUGAUGAGAGCUGCCACAUCUGUUUAUAAAUUCUUUAUACCUAGCUAUUAUUAGAAUAUUCCAAUUCUUUAUUUUUAGUCUUUUUCUAGGGUAUUUUAUUUA